Alternaria conjuncta is the source of this 774-nucleotide messenger RNA. It is a transcript of the gene RSM25, whose product is annotated as mitochondrial ribosomal small subunit component. Gene Ontology annotation, molecular function: structural constituent of ribosome. NCBI's taxonomy places the organism in Eukaryota, Fungi, Ascomycota, Dothideomycetes, Pleosporales, Pleosporaceae. Bases 1 to 774 code for a protein of 257 amino acids. The transcript has 2 exons. Gene Ontology annotation, cellular component: mitochondrial small ribosomal subunit. The record is from RefSeq and is a predicted model, not a curated record.
AUGGGCCGCUACGACUUCCGCCCGAUGCGGGUGCGCCAGACCGCGAAAGCCCUCUUCGACUCGAAACGCGAACCCAACCUACCGCAAUGGUACGACGUCGUCGGAAACAUACCGCCCGGCGAGACGCUCGCCCGCCCAGUCCUGCGCAUACCCAAGAUGCGAAAGGCGCGGAAAGCCAGCAAACUAUUCCAACCACUCCCCAUCGCAUACCCAGAAGACAAGCUGCGUUCAGAAUUCUUCGGCGACCACCCAUGGGAACUGGCACGGCCGCGGCUAGUCGUAGAAGACAGCGGCAACGACUCCAAGAAAUACGACUGGAGUAAGAUUGUCCAGCCAGGAAAGCAAUUAGACGGUGAAAGCGUCGUCCAACGCCAAAUGUGGCUAAUGAAGCACGCCUCCCUCUCCAAGUCCUCCGCCUACGAUCUCGCCCGCCGCGAAUUCUACCAACACCGCCACCUCUCCGAAAUCCGGUCCCGCAUCGCCAAAGAAGAAGCCCUGCACGUCGGCGCCUACUUCGGCAAAGGGCCCCUCGAGAUCGGAAUGGAGCUCGAAGACCGCACGUGGGAGAACUGGAAGGCGUGGGCUGCCCAGCAAAUUGAGGACGAGCAGAGUAUGCGCGCCCAGAUGUUUAGUGGGCAGCAGGAUGAGGGGUUGGGGGAUGCGGCCGAGAUGAGUACGGCGGAGUAUGAUGAGGCGGUGCAGGAGAUUCAGCCUAGUGCGCCGAAUAAUCCGCAGGGGAUGAGGCCCAUGGGGGGUGUGGCGGCGCAUGCAUAG